Vicia villosa (hairy vetch) is the source of this 1393-nucleotide messenger RNA. Its product is annotated as peroxisomal adenine nucleotide carrier 1-like. The record is from RefSeq and is a predicted model, not a curated record. Gene Ontology annotation, cellular component: peroxisomal membrane. NCBI's taxonomy places the organism in Eukaryota, Viridiplantae, Streptophyta, Magnoliopsida, Fabales, Fabaceae. The transcript has 5 exons. Gene Ontology annotation, molecular function: ATP transmembrane transporter activity; ADP transmembrane transporter activity. Gene Ontology annotation, biological process: ATP transport; fatty acid beta-oxidation; ADP transport. Bases 262 to 1224 code for a protein of 320 amino acids.
UUUUGUUUCUUUUCUCCCCACAUCGUGAAAAAAAAAUAAAAAACACUCUAACUCAAUCGUGCCGACUUCGGUGUUUCACUCAGCACUUAGCAACUACCAUCUCUUCCCCUCAACAACUUUCCUUAUUAAAUCCUUAAACCUCUCAACGACACCAAUUUCGUUUCAUUUCCUUCAAAUCACAAUACCCAUCUCACCGAUAAUUCCCAAGCCACUCUCUCUCUAUUCAUUCAUUUCACUAUUUCUUUCUCUUAACAGAACAAGAUGCAACUUGAUCUCGAAUCAUUGUCUGAAGCUACUUCUGGAGCAAUUGGAUCCCUUGUCAGCACCACCGUCUUGUACCCACUUGAUACUUGUAAGACCAAAUAUCAAGCUGAAGUUCAAGCUCGUCAUCAAAGAAAAUAUAGGAGAAUUUCUGAUGUUCUAUGGGAAGCAGUUUCUAAACGUCAGGUGCUUUCGUUGUACCAAGGCCUUGGGACGAAAAAUGUCCAAUCCUUCAUUUCAUCGUUUAUUUAUUUCUAUGGAUACAGCUACUUUAAGAGACUAUAUUUGAAAAAAACUGGAAACAAGAACAUUGGAACAACAGCAAACUUGAUUGCCGCUACUAUGUCUGGCGUUUGUACUAUACUAAUAACACAGCCCUUAGAUACAGCAUCCUCAAGGAUGCAGACAAGUGAAUUUGGAAAAUCCAAGGGACUAUGGCAGACCUUAUCAGAGGGUACUUGGAGUGAGGCAUAUGAUGGUCUGGCUAUAUCUAUUCUUUUAACAACAAACCCAUCUAUUCAGUAUACUGCAUUCGAUCAGCUGAAAAACAGACUACUAAAGGGAAAAGGGAGCAAGAAAACAGAUGCAAAGUCGUCCCCAGAAUCGCUGUCUGCAUUUAAUGCUUUCUUGCUGGGUGCAGUUUCAAAAUGCGCUGCUACAUGCUUGACAUACCCGGCUAUCAGGUGUAAAGUCACGAUUCAGGCUGCUGAUUCAUACGAUAACAAGAGUACUGACUCUGAGAAGAAGGCACAGAAGACAAUCUCUGGAGCACUCUAUACAAUUUGGAAAAAAGAAGGCCUCUUGGGAUUUUACAACGGAUUGCAGGCGCAGAUAUUGAAAACUGUUCUCAGCUCUGCUUUACUUCUGAUGGUAAAGGAGAAGAUCACAAAGUCGACAUGGAUUCUGAUGCUCAUGAUUGGAAGAUACUUUUCUGCCAAUCCCCCCAAAUUGAAAUCAUCUUGAAUUUGCGCUCAAUAUACUACAAACAAUUUCUCAUUUAAAGAUGUGCUAAAGUUAGCUUUGUUUAUUAUGGAGGUAAGUAUUGACAGGUGCAUGGAAUGUGAGUGUUGCUAGCUGUUAAGAUCAUGUUUCUAAAAUAGGAAUACAAAAUAAAAUGAAAAUUCAGAUAAUA